This is a messenger RNA of Cyanistes caeruleus (blue tit), 7147 nucleotides long. The record is from RefSeq and is a predicted model, not a curated record. Lineage: Eukaryota; Metazoa; Chordata; Aves; Passeriformes; Paridae.
UCCUGUCAUGGAUGAAGAAAGGCUAGGUAAAGAAGAGAGGUGUUGGGGUAGGACAGUGAAACCUCACUAGAGCAUCCUUCCAGCCCCUCAAAAUUCCUGAGCUGCAGUGAAGUGUCUUUCAUCCUUGUACUGUUCAGAACUACAGCCAGAGUACUUGAGACAGCAGUGUAUUCAAAAUAUUGCAAGCUUUCAUGAAGUUUUUGGGGUCCAGUGAUGACGUAGCUUUGCCAAGGAUUUAUCAGCUAAGCAGAAAAUGAGCUUAACAUCCUGGUUUUUGGUGAGCAGUGGAGGCACCCGACAUAGGCUGCCACGAGAAAUGAUUUUUGUUGGAAGAGAUGACUGUGAGCUGAUGUUACAGUCACGGAGUGUGGACAAGCAACAUGCUGUACUCAACUAUGAUGCCUCUACAGAUGAACACUUGGUGAAGGAUUUGGGCAGCUUGAAUGGGACAUUUGUGAAUGAUGUGAGGAUUCCAGAACAGACAUACAUCACUUUGAAGUUAGAAGAUAAAUUGAGAUUUGGAUAUGAUACUAAUCUUUUUACUGUGGUCAGGGGAGAGAUGAGAGUCCCUGAAGAAGCACUUAAGCAUGAAAAAUUCACAAGCCAGCUCCAGUUAUCCCAAAAAUCUUCCGAGGCAGAAGGAUCGAAACAAAGCAGCUCCAAAAGUUCAGAGUCCAAGGUAACAGACUCCACAGCUGAAGUGCACCACAAAACUACAGAAGCACUGAAAUCUGAAGAAAAAUCAGUGGAUACUUCUGCCAUGCCUCGUGGGACACCGUUGUAUGGACAGCCAGCCUGGUGGGGUGAAGAUGAAGCUGAUGAAAAAGGUGGUUGUAAGCCAGAUGGCAAGCAUGAAGAAAAAAUGCCUGAAACAGGGGCUUCAGGAUGCAGCACAGAUGCCAAGCAAUCUGAGGAGCGAUCUGCAUCUGCAAGUGAAGAACUUUAUCCUUUCUGUAGGGAGCCCAGUUAUUUUGAAAUCCCUACUAAAGAAUGCCAGCAAGCCUCACAGGUAUCAGAGAGCACUAUUCAUGAAAUUCCCACAAAAGAUACCCAAAGCUCCCACACAGCAGCUUCAGGACACGCUUCCUUUACCAUUGAAUUUGAUGACAACACUCCAGGAAAAGUAAAGAUCAAAGAUCACGUGACAAAAUUCACAUCGGAGCAACGUCACAAGUCGAAGAAACAGUCUUCCUCCAGUGGUCAGGACCUGCCAGGGCUUCAGACGGUGAUGAUGGCUGCGGAGAGCAAAGUAGCAGAUUGGCUUGCACAGAAUAAUCCUCCAAGAAUGAUAUGGGAGCCAACGGAGGAGGAUUCCAAAAGUAUUAAGAGUGACGUUCCAGUGUACUUGAAGAGACUUAAAGGGAAUAAACAUGAUGAUGGCACACAGAGUGAUUCAGAAAAUAUUGGUGCACACCGGCAUUACAGUAAACAGGCAGCACUUGAAGAGCACUUAAGGCAUCAUCAUGCAGAGCUGAAAAAGUCACACCAGAAAGUUCAUUCAACAGAAAAGCAGCAAGAUCAAGCUGGUAUGAGUCAGACUGCCUUUAUGAUUGAGUUUUUUGAUGAAGACCAUCCUCGCAAGAGACGUUCUUACUCUUUUUCUCAGAAUGUAGGAGCUCUAUGCCCAGAAUCUCCAUCUCCCACAUCUCACACACGAGCUGAAAGGGUGAAACCUGCAUCAGGAGAGAAAGUCCCUUCACCUGUGCAAGCUAGCUCAUCAUAUCACAGAGCAGUACAUGGUGUUCAUGCCAAACUUCUAAACCAGAAAUCAGAAGAACCCUCUGCUGCAUUACCUGCCUUACAAGCUGCAUUGUUAAGGAGUUCAGGAAGCCUUGGCCAUAGGCCUAAUCAGAACCAGGAGAUGGACAAAAAGUUGAAGAGCCAACACAUUUCUGCUGCUAGUGAAAAGGACAAUGAGGAUGACCAGAGUGACAAAGGUACUUACACUAUUGAGUUGGAAAAUCCCAAUCCUGAAGAAAUGGAAGCUCGUAAAAUGAUUGACAAGGUAUUUGGAGUGGAUGACAGCCAGGAUUAUAAUAGGCCUGUUAUCAACGAGAACCAGAAAGAUUUAGUAAAAGAUUGGGCUAUAAAUUCUGCUACAGUAGUGCUGGAAGAAAAAAGACCACUGAGUACAACUGGAUUUCUUGACACAGAGGAAGGUUCUACUAACCCUGGAAGUAAACGUUGGGUAUCACAGUGGGCCAGUUUGGCUGCUAAUCACACACGUCAUGACCAAGAUGACAUGAGAUUGGAGUCCUCUGUGCCUGCUCCAUUAGAAAAUGACACUGACAUCAGUGAGUCUGGUAUUUCUGUUAGAAGCGCUGGUUCAGCUGCUUCUAUGACUAGUCAAGGUGAGCGAAAGAGGAGGACACUUCCACAGCUUCCCAUAGAGGAGAAAGUGAAUGAAAACUUAAAACCAAAAACUGUAUCUCAUCAGAGGUCAGAAAUAGGUGAAAAGCAAGACACUGAACUUCAGGAGAAAGAAACUCCAGCUCGUGCCUCAGAUGCUAAGUCAAGCAGAACAAUGAAUGGUCUUUCACCCAAAGCUACUGGAGACAAAGUUUUCUCUUUUCCCAGCUCUUCUAGUAAAGAGAGAGUUGAAACUGGCAGAGAAACUUCUGUGGUGAAACAAGCUUUAGCAAAAAUUCAACAACAAGAAAGAAAGGAGCAAGGUCACUGGACACCCUCAAAAUUAUCCUCUACAAAAUCUGCUGCAAACCAGGUUGAGAAAGGUAGGGAGGAGAUUGUUGUAUCACCCAAAACUUUGGAUAAUCAAGACAAUGUUCCUGGACAUGUUACAGAUAAAGCAGAAAUUAAGUUGGCACAGAUUGAGGGAAAAAGAAGAAAAAAUGAGGAAAUCAUUAGAGGCCAGAGUCCUAAAGUACUUGGAGGAGAAAAAAGGGAGUCUUCAAAACCAUUAGUGAGGCAAGGUAGCUUUACUAUAGAUAAGCCUAGCACAAAUAUACCUAUAGAACUUAUUCCUCAUAUCAAUAAGCAGAGUGGUUCUGCUGCCCCUUUAGUAUCUGCAAGCAGGUUACGUGACAGAAGUGAUUCAAUGGACACGGAUUCCAGUAUAGAUACAACACUCAUUUUAAAAGACACAGAAGCUGUAAUGGCUUUCCUUGAAGCUAAAUUGCGUGAAGAAAAUAAAACUGAUGAAGGUCCUGACACUCCUAGUUAUAACAGAGAUAAUUCCAUAUCACCAGAAUCAGAUGUUGAUACAGCCAGCACAAUCAGUCUUGUUACUGGUGACACUGAAAGAAAAUCCACACAGAAGCGGAAGAGCUUUACAAACUUAUAUAAAGAUAGAUGUUCCACUGGUUCCCCUUCAAAGGAUGUUUUAAAAUCUUCUACAAGUGCAAGAGAAAAAAUGGAAAAGAAAACUAAGAGUCGAUCUUCAGAUGGUGGGUCUAGAGCUGACACUCGCAAAGCUGUGCAAUCCAGUGGAAGAAUGAGACAACCAUCAGUAGAUUUAACAGAUGAUGACCAAACAUCCAGUGUACCUCAUUCUGCCAUUUCUGAUAUCCUGUCAUCUGACCAGGAAACCUACUCUGGCAAAUCACACGGAAGAGUUCCUUUUGCCUCAGCAGAUGAACUUGUACAUUCCAAGAUGGAAGGAAAGUCAGCUAAAUCAAAAUCCUCUCCUGUUGGACUUGGGCAGUCUAGUAAAUCUACCACUCUUCCAAGACCUCGUCCCACAAGGACUUCUCUCUUACGCAGAGCACGCCUUGGUGAAGUCUCAGAUAGUGAGCUUGCUGAUGCCGAUAAGGCUUCAGUAGCUUCUGAAGUGUCCACUACAAGUUCUACAUCAAAACCUCCAUCAGGGAGGAGAAAUAUUUCCAGAAUAGACUUACUCGCUCAACCCCGCAGAAAUCGACUUGGCUCUUUAUCAGCACGUAGUGAUUCUGAAGCAACAAUAACCAGAAGCACUGCCUCAUCACGCACCCCAGAAGCUAUUAUCAGAAGUGGCUCAAGGUUGCUCUCAGGAGGAGAUAGCACUAAAGUUUCUGCUAGAACUCGAGCCAAUAGCAUUUCUCGACUUUCGGAUUCGAAGUCCAAGUCCAUGGCUUCGGCUCAUAAUUCUCCCUCAGAGAAAUCCAAGCUUCUCCCAGACCCAGACCAUGAUGUUGAAACUUACAGUGUAAGUGCAAGAUGGAGGCGCUUUCCUACAGAUUAUGCUUCCACCUCAGAAGAUGAAUUCGGAUCAAACCGUAAUUCCCCUAAACAUACCCGUCUACGUACCUCUCCAGCCCUGAAAACCACGCGACUGCAGAGCGCUGGGACAGCAGCUCAAAGCAGCAACACAUUCAAGCACAGGAUAAAGGAGCAGGAAGACUACAUUCGUGACUGGACUGCCCACCGGGAAGAGAUAGCAAGGAUCAGUCAAGAUCUGGCUCUCAUCGCACGGGAAAUCAACGAUGUAGCAGGAGAGAUAGAUUCAGUGACUUCAUCAGGCACUGCCCCCAGUACCACAGUAAGCACUGCUGCCACCACCCCUGGCUCUGCCAUAGACACUAGAGAAGAGGUAGGAGAUCUUCAUGGAGAAAUGCAUAAGGUUAUGGGGGACAGUUUGCUGUUGUCCUCAGUCUUCCAGUUUUCUCGCAAGAUAAGACAAUCCAUAGACAAAACAGCUGGCAAAAUCAGAAUAUUAUUUAAGGACAAAGACAGAAAUUGGGAAGAAAUCGAAAACAAGUUACGAGCUGAAAGUGAAGUUCCCAUUGUGAAAACAUCAAGCAUGGAAAUAUCAUCAAUCUUACAGGAACUGAAACGAGUUGAGAAGCAGCUGCAAGCAAUUAAUGCCAUGAUUGACCCUGACGGUACCCUGGAUGCUCUGAGCAACUUGGGAUUUGCUAGCCCCAUCUUACCAGCUCAGCCGAAGCCGAAGUCCAGCCCUGUUUCCCAGGGCCCUCGCCCACCAGCACAGCCAAACUGCCAGCCCGAGGCUCGGGCUGCACGUCCUGCCACCGGCCCUGUGGCAGCUGAAUUGGAAAAUGCUGAAUCCGAGGCAGAUUUCAGCAUACAUUUCAAUAGGUUUAACCCAGAUGGGGAAGAAGAAGAUGCCACCCUUCGUGAGUGACAUCUCAGUGUUUGAUACAAAAACCUUUCAUGUGGAAUGUUUAGAAAUCAAAACUUAUAAUGUUUGUUUUUAUAAUUAUAAAAAAAAAAGGCUUGGUCAAGCAGCUGUUGUUUUAUUAAACAGUUUUCUUUAAUUGUGAUGCUUUGAUUGUCACACAAAUUGUUUUCAAAUCAUAAAGAUAUGCAUAGAUACCAGUGUAGGAAAGCAGAUUGUGGCAGGUUUGCCCUUUGUGGUUGUGUGCUUUGCAAAAGAGUUAUUAUAUCAGCAGUUUUCCCUUAAUAGAUUUAUUUCUUUUUUAAAAGCCAUGCAAGCAGUCUAACAUUUACUGAAAGCCCCAAAUCUCUUUGCCAAGCUGCUCUGAUGAACAGACUUCCUCCUCUAAAGCUUGUACAGAACUGUUGGACAGUUACGUUUGAUUCUGAAUUAGAUGAUUUAUAUAGGAAGCACUAUCUUUGACUACAAUGACACAUUACUGCAAAAGUAAGAUAGAUUUCAGAAAGCAUUCAUUCUCAUGUACUGGAAAAUCUCAAACAGUUCUGUGGUUUAUGUAACUUUGUUACUGCGUAAAUUGUCUUGGGGUUUACAAAUAAUUUCACGUAUUAUGUUUGCACUAAGGUUUGCUGGGAGUGGUAGGUGAACAUACCGAUAUUGUUGAACAGCAAGCAGUGUUUUGGUGUACAUAGAAAACUGAUAAUGCUGUCCUUGUAUUAUCAUUACAGUGUUUUGAUCCACUUCCUGAAAAGAUUAUUCGGCACUUUUUGAUCUUCAAAAGUCUUUUUGAUGUUAAUGAAAGUAGAAGUAUUUCAUAUCUCAUUUAUGUCCAAAUCUUUGUUGACACUAACUAGGAAACAAAUUUGAGCAUAUAGCAAUGUGGGACAUACUAAACCAUAUUGAGGCAAAUGGGCUCUCACCAAUCCAAAUGCAGCGUAAGCUUACAGAAGAAAUUACUGUUUAUUUGGAAUGAUCAUGAGAUGUAAAAUUUUCUUUAGGGAACUUGGAAAUAGAGUUGUCAUGAUUUGCUUGAUUGAUAGAUGCACUCCCAAGCAAAUGAUUUUAUUUGCUUCUGUAUAUUUUCCUGUAGUCUUGCUAGUAAUGCUGUCCCUGUCUUACAUAUUUAAAAAGGAUUCUAGACGACUGCUAACAUGGACAUUUUGCUUAUACCACUGAAAAGCAAGUCUAUUUAAAGUUUCCUAUAUAAGCCUAUUUUCUUUAUCAGUUGUCCCAGUAACUUAACAUUUGGAAAUAAUAAAAAAAAUUAAAGUAAAUUACUUUGUAUUUCCAGAACACUGUAAUUUGGAGGAAUGUUUUUUCUGUUAAAUGUAACUAAUAGACUGGAAUUUUCUUAUGUUUGCAUCACUCUCUAUAUAUUAAGGUUAAAGAUACAGUUUUGCAGCUUUUAUGAAAUGGUCUUUAAUAUUUCAGCAAUAAUUCUAUAUGAGAUUUGUUUUUAAAAAACCUACUUUCUGUACGCUUUUGAAUUGUACAGGCUUUCAGAAAUCAGUAGAAGUUGGACCAGUUAAUAAAGAUGCAAAAACUUUUUUUGUAGAGAUGUAAAAACAAAACCACUAAUCUGUUGUAUAAUGGAUUUCAUAUUUUCUUUAAAAAAAUUUAAAAGCAAACAGUCUUUAUGUAUGACUCAAUAUGCUCUACUCCAGCUAACUGUGGGAUCCUGAAUGACACUAGUUUACAGAGGCUACAGGAAAAAUUUUUGAAGGUGCAGAAGGGCAAAAAUAAAUGGAAACUAGAGCUAGGUGUGGAAAACUGAGUGUACCAAACCAUCACCAUAAUUCCUUCUUUUGUUUAAUGCUUGGGAACAUAAUUUUUCUGCAGAUUCAAGUGGAAGGUAGGAAACGGCUAGGAAGGAUUAAAGGUGCAGGCUCUUCAUACGAGAUUCUGUUUGUGUUAUUUCAGGCGUUUUUACCUUUAUGUUGUGAAAUAAGCAUUUUGCAUUACUAUGUUAUUAUUUUGUAUGGACAUGUUCUCUUUAUUUAUUUUUGUUACAUUUAUUAUGUAUGUUAUUUUGUUAUAUGCAUUUACAACUCCAUUUUUAAAUAAAGUGUUUCUGGAACU